GGGAGUGUGUGUACGAGAGACAGUGAGAGACAGGACAGGACAGGACAGGAGGCAGGAGGAGUCGCUGCGCGCUCCAGGCUCAGCCAGGCAGCCAUCUUUUGCUCCGUGCGCGUCUCCGCUGCGCAUCCCCGCUCCGCUCCGCGCUCCCACUCCCACACUCGGUGCGCGACACCGAAUCGCAGGAGAUCGCGACUCAUCGCAUCGACGAUCGAGUCCCUCCGGAGGCCGCCGUCCAGCGCCAUGCGUCCUCGCGCGCACGGACCCCCCGCAGCGCUGCUGCUGCUCGCGCUGCUGGGCGCGCUCCACGCGGCCAAAGUGAACAAGCACAAGCCCUGGAUCGAGACUGCCUACCACGGUAUCGUGACGGAGAACGAUGACAAGGUUCUGUUGGACCCACCGCUCAUAGUGCUGGACAAAGACGCACCACUCCGCUACGCAGAGAGGUUUGAGGUGACCGUGACCAGGGCAGGUGAGAUCUGCGGGUUCCGGGUCCACGGGCAGAACGUGCCCUUCGAGGUUGUCCUGGUGAACGGCAGCACAGGCGAAGGCGCCGUCCGGGCCAAGGAGAAGCUGGACUGCGAGCUACAGAAGGAGCACACGUUCACGAUCCAAGCGUUCGACUGCGGCGAGGGUCCCGAUGGCACCAACAUGAAGAAAUCCCACAAGGCCACCGUGCACAUCCAGGUGAACGACGUGAACGAGUACUCGCCCGCCUUCAAAGAGAAGUCCUACAAGGCAACGGUGGUCGAGGGCAGGAGGUACGACAGCAUCCUGAGGGUGGAGGCUGUGGACGCCGACUGCUCCUUCCAGUUCAGCCAGAUCUGCAGCUACGAGAUCGUCACCCCCGACGUGCCCUUUACCAUCGACAAGGACGGCUACAUCAAAAACACAGAGAAGCUGAGCUACAGCAAGGAGCGCGUGUACAAACUGACUGUGACGGCCUACGACUGCGGCAAGAAUCGCGCCACCGAGGACGUCCUCGUCAAGAUUAGCAUCAAGCCCACCUGCAAGCCCGGCUGGCAAGGAUGGAACAAGAGGAUGGAGUAUGAGCCGGGCACCGGAAGCCUGGCACUCUUUCCCAGCAUGCACCUGGAGACUUGCGAGGAGCCAAUCACUUCCAUCCAGGCGCGGGUGGAGCUGGAGACGAGCCACAUCGGGAAAGGCUGCGACCGAGACACCUACUCGGAGAAGUCCCUGCACCGUCUGUGCGGGGCCACCUCCGGCACCGCGGAGCUCCUGCCCGCCCCCAGCAGCUCGGCCCACUGGACUGCCAGCCUGCCCACUGACAACGGGCACGACAGCGACCAGGUGUUCGAGUUCAACGGCACCCAGGCGGUGAAGGUCCCCGAGGGUGUGGUGAGCUCCAGUCUAGCCCAGCCCUUCACCAUAUCUGUGUGGAUGAGGCAUGGUCCCGGAGGCCAGGACAAGGAGACCAUUCUGUGUAACUCGGAUAAGACAGAGAUGAAUCGACACCACUACGCUCUCUACGUGCACAACUGCCGCCUGGUGUUCCUGCUGCGCCAGGAGCCGUCCGAGUCGGAGAGCUACAAGCCGGCCGAGUUCCACUGGAAACUGGACCAGGUGUGCAACAAAGAGUGGCACCACUACGUGCUGAAUGUGGAGUUCCCGACGGCGGCGCUCUUCGUGGACGGUGUGAGCCACGAGCCCUUCCUGGUGACCGAGGACUACCCCCUGCAUGCCGCCAAGGUCCAGACGCAGCUCACCGUGGGCGCCUGCUGGCAAGACAAUUCUGGACACGAUACAGACAAUGAGACAAACGCAGACACUCUCACAGGGGGCAGCAUGCACAUGUCGCAGUUCUUCCGCGGCAGCCUGGCCGGCCUCAUGAUCCGCAGCGGGAAGCUGGAGAACAAGAAGGUGAUCGACUGCCUGUACACCUGCAAGGAAGGCCUGGACGUACAGCUGCCGGCGGAGGUGGCCGAUUCGGUCCGGGUGCAGUUCAGCCCCAGCCAGUCCUCCAUAACCCUAGAGGGCGAUGACAUUGAGAGCUUCGACAAGGUCAUGCAGCACAUCUCCUACCUGAACUCGCGGCAGUUCCCCACGCCGGGAAUCCGCCAUCUGCGAAUCUCCACCACGGUCAAGUGCUUCAACGAAGAGGCGUGCGUUGCAGUGCCAGACGUCGAGGGUUACGUGACCGUGCUGCAGCCAGACGAGCCCAGGAUCAGCCUGAGUGGCAUCGACCACUUUGCCCGCGGUGCCGCCGAGUUCGAGAGCGUCGGAGGCGUGACCCUCUUUCCCGAGCUGCGCAUCGUCAGCACCAUCACCCGCGAGGUGGAGCCGGAGGCCGAGAGCGAAGGCGACAACGACCCCACGGUACAAGAGUCGGUGGUGUCGGAGGAGAUCAUGCACAACCUGGACAUGUGCGAGGUCACGGCCGUGGGGGAGGAGCUGGACGCUGAGCAUGAGAGCCUGGGGGUGGACCUGACACAGGUCCAGCAGCGCGGCCUGGAGGCGAGCUCCUCCAACGUGGGCAUGAUCAUCACAGGUGUGAACACCAUGGCCAACUACGAGCAGCUCCUGCACCUGAUCCGCUACAGGAACUGGAACACGGAGGCGCUCUUCGACAGGAAGUUCAAACUUGUCUGUUCCGAGCUCAACGGACGCUACGUUAGCAACGAAUUCAAAGUGGAGGUGAACGUGAUCCACACGGCCAACCCGAUGGACCAUGCCAACAACGCAAUGGCGCAGCCACAGUUCAUCAACCCCGUGCAGCACGCUUCAGUGGACCUCUCCGGCCACAACCUGGUCAACAGCCACCAGGCCUCAGUGGUCCCUAGCGCCGCCACCAUCGUCAUCGUCGUGUGCGUGAGCUUCCUGGUGUUCAUGAUUGUGCUCGGAGUGUUCCGGAUCCGAGUUGCUCACCAGCGCAGCCUGCGAGACCAGGAGGGCGGCAAGGACAGCGAGAUGGACUGGGACGACUCUGCGCUCACCAUCACCGUGAACCCCAUGGAGACGUACGAGGACCAGCACAGCAGCGAGGAAGAGGAGGAGGACGAGGAGAGCGAGGACGGCGAGGAGGACGAUAUCACCAGCGCCGAGUCGGAGAGCAGCGAGGACGAGGAGGGCGUCGGCUCCGAGGAGCAGCAGGGCGCGAGCCGACAGCAGCAGCUGGAGUGGGACGACUCCACGCUCACCUACUGAUCGCACACACGCGCACGUACAGACUGACAAACACACACACCUGCUGACCUACAUGCACACCCUAGUGACUCAUACAUGGAGGAACACGGGCAUCCUGACCUUACACACACUCAUUUCCUGACCCAGAAAUACUACAGAGUACAAAUGCUGCGGGGACACGCACGCACACGCACACGCACACACACACGCACACCCACACGCUCCGGAACCAGUGAUCCACCCCCCUCAUUCCUACAGUCCCCCCUGCUGAGGAUCCAUAAUGUACAGAACACAAUCGGCAAACAAUCACAAAUCAGGCAUCUAUGGAGCCAGACCCGCUGUCUCCACCCACUGCCCCCCCCCCCAUCCACUGACUCCGCCCACUCCCUGCUGCUGGAUUAGGCUUCGCUGUUAUCCCUAGCUGUUACUGUAAUGAGUUCGCGGUGAUGGCGGAAUCGCCCCCUUUGGCUUUAUUUAUUGUUGGGAUGUUGGGGGGGCUUUGAUUUGGGGGUGGGGGGGGUGAGCAAACAGCGCGCUCUCUUGUCCCGGUGACCGCGUCUCAUGUAAAUACUGUGCACAUGUACCCUGGUUCCCCGUUUCCUCCUUUUCGUUCGUGUUUUUGUGUGUGUGGGGGGGGUGGGGGGUGGAGGAGAGGGGAGGGCGACGCCCAGCAUCCUUUGGUUCUUUUUCUAUUUUUGUUUUUAGUGCAUGAGAAAACGAGGCGGAGCGAAACGAUAGAGCGUAGAGACGUUCCUUUUUACCUUUUUGUAAAUACCAUGUAAGUAGUGGAUGGGAGGGGGGAGGGGGGAGGAAGGCGGGAGGAGGGGUACUCCAUGACAACAGGCGGCUCAGUGUAGCGGGGGGGGGAUUUUUCUUUUUUUGCUCGAGUCCUUUGCCCUGUUUACCACGAUUGUACCACACAAACUUUGCAUGAUAGAGUGCAGGAGCCAGAGGCUCUGACCCCAGUGGCCUGUUUGUGGCUCCCGCACCCCAUCGCUCCUCCCUGGUUGUGCACAUCGGCCGGUUUCCCGUCCUUCAAUGUGCAGAUGAUCCAUUGGAGUCUCGUACGCAUCACUCACGCACACACGAUUCCUCUUAGAGAGAAACAAACAAACAAGUAGCAUUUUGCGAGGCCGCGGGUGAGGUGUGGAGCUCCGCCUUCCGUCACUUUCACUUUAGCUUAUUCUACGAUCGGCUCCGCGUUCCCCUCCGGUCCCUCCAGACUGACCUUCUCGAGGUGUAACGCUUCAUCCUCUUUCUGGAACAUUAUUGUGGUAAACAAAAGUAAAAAUGUGUAAAGCAUGUCCUUCGCCGUCCCCACACAAGGACCUUAUUGUUACACAAAGUUUGCUGAACUGGUCUUUAACGGUUACACCCCCUCUUGGAAAGAUGCGAACAAACACUGUACCGUACUUUGCUGUCGUAACCAGCUCCUUCCUCCUGCAGUUUUCGGGGUUCGCGAUGAAAUGUCAGAAGUGUGCAGAAUCGCGUGGCAUGAUGACGAAGGUGAGACACUGGAGCGUGACGCAGAGUGACAAUGACAUGGCGCAAAUCCCCAACGGCCCCCUGCAGGGCCCCCGGUGGGUGAUAACGGACCGCAGAUCCUUCCUCUGUGACCACGACCGGAUUCGUCUUCUGCUCCUUGAGUACGAAACACGUUUCAGUUCUUGGCAUUAGGACAGCUUCAUUUUUUCAGAGCCACGCUGUGUGUUGGCGCAGGUGAGAGCGCCCCCUACCUGUCAGCAUGGCGUGACGUGUCAUUUUUUACAAUGGAACUUCCUUUCGCUCCAACUCUGGGGCAGUGAUUUCAGUUUGUGUUGUAAUAAUGAUUACUGGUACUACCACCAUCCUUACGGUGACAGGUUCUACUUUCUGUUCGCUUGUAGACACGGUGCCCUUGAAGAGGGAAAAUAACGGGGUCCUUAGAUCGGGCCGACUCUGUAAGACGGGCGUGCGUUCCCUCCUGCCCCUCAUCCUACCCACAAUUCCCUUCCCCCUACAGCCUCCCACCUGUCUUUUCAUAGGGAAUCGCCUUGCGGGGGUGGAGAGGUACGUCGCAGACGCACCUGCCCCCCGACGACUCGAUGGCCACUUUCUACCCCUUUCACCAUUCCAUUGGGACCAAACCAUUCCAGGGCAGCCGGGCUUCGCACCUACAGCCCCUCAGCAGCAGAGCGGCAUUGGGUUGAAUCACGUCUCCCAGCUGCAGCACAGUUAUUGAUGGAACGUCUUGCUCCGGGUCAGAGGAGACGUGGCAGGUUCUGGGUGUGUGGGACUUGAGACAAGCCGGGGGGGGGUCUGGGCUGUGCACCCCACCUUGUUUAGCGCCACCUUGUUGGGGUUCACACUCCGUAAUGUGAUGCCGCACAGUCAGACGCCACUCCGCGCAGUCCGGGACGCCGCCGUCUACCAUUUCCCGUUAUUUAUUUCUCUUCUCUUGCGACUGCGCACAAGGGCCGUCGCUCUGUGUUCUUCUCAGUACUGACUGUCAGCCGCUGCCUUUGUGCUUGUUGGGGCAGAACUCACUUUUUCUAUGGUCCGAGUGCACAUGGCGGCGCCGAUGCUUGCUCUUUGAACUCAAUAAAGAACGAGGAGAUUACUUU
Molecule: messenger RNA, 5744 nt
Organism: Scleropages formosus (Asian bonytongue)
Lineage: Eukaryota; Metazoa; Chordata; Actinopteri; Osteoglossiformes; Osteoglossidae
Gene: clstn1
Product: calsyntenin 1
Exons: 19
Coding region: 241-3162 (973 amino acids)
Biological process (GO): positive regulation of synapse assembly; positive regulation of synaptic transmission; homophilic cell-cell adhesion
Cellular component (GO): cell surface; postsynaptic membrane
Molecular function (GO): calcium ion binding
Source: RefSeq, a predicted model, not a curated record